UAAAACAUUUCAGGAUGGGUCAGUACCUUUUGAAUCUGACGAGAAGUCCAAAAAAUUGAAAAUGAUUGCUUGUGAAAUAUGUGGUCUUAGCUUUCGUCGAAGAUAUCUUCUUUUACAACAUAAGAUACGAGCCCAUCAAGAAAUUAAGAUGUUCGAAUGCAGCUUCGAGGGCUGUAAUGCAAAAUUCACUUUGGAGGAAUAUCUAAGAAAGCAUAUAAAGAGAGUUCACACCGAUCAAUUGCCCUUUAAAUGUAACGUUUGCCGAAAACGUUUCUCAGAUAAAGCCGCUUAUACCCAGCAUUUUAGACUACACACCAAUGACAGGAAAUAUAAAUGUAAUUUGUGCUCACAACAAUUCUUCAGAAACUCUAAUCUUGUGGCUCAUAAAAGAAUCCAUACUGGGGAACGUCCUUUUCCUUGUGAAGUUUGUGGAAAAGAAUUUCGUCAGAAGGGAGUUCGAGACAGACAUCUCAAGACCCAGCAUUUCUUUUAGUGCUCAUUUCAUUGUUCAAAAUUCGUUUAUUGUUGUUAAACAAUUUCAAAUAAUUUAAUUUCUGUUGUUAUAUUUUCAGUUGUAUGAAUUUCUUUUAAAUAAAUUGUUGCAAUUCAA
Messenger RNA from Diorhabda sublineata, 610 nucleotides. RefSeq names its product zinc finger and SCAN domain-containing protein 23. Lineage: Eukaryota; Metazoa; Arthropoda; Insecta; Coleoptera; Chrysomelidae. The record is from RefSeq and is a predicted model, not a curated record. Gene Ontology annotation, biological process: regulation of transcription by RNA polymerase II. The coding region runs from base 62 to 493 and encodes 143 amino acids. Gene Ontology annotation, molecular function: RNA polymerase II cis-regulatory region sequence-specific DNA binding; DNA-binding transcription factor activity. The transcript is spliced from 3 exons.